This is a messenger RNA of Paralichthys olivaceus (Japanese flounder), 2406 nucleotides long. It is a transcript of the gene bmp15, whose product is annotated as bone morphogenetic protein 15. Gene Ontology annotation, molecular function: growth factor activity; cytokine activity. The record is from RefSeq and is a predicted model, not a curated record. Gene Ontology annotation, cellular component: extracellular region. NCBI's taxonomy places the organism in Eukaryota, Metazoa, Chordata, Actinopteri, Pleuronectiformes, Paralichthyidae.
CCUGAAAUGUCCGGUGAUCGUGUGUUCCUGUAAAACGCGCCCUCGGCCGCGCUGAGGAUGGUUUCCAGUCACAGCCUGGUCCGUGGAGCUCGCUGACACCAGAGGUUUUUUUUUGUUUUUUUUAUAUAUGAGCAACAUGAGGGCGACGAGCACCAAACACGGGCCCCUGCGUGUGUGCGUCCUCUCCUGCUUCAUCGUCUUCCUGCUCAGCUCCACCUGCACCGGGGUCCUCUCCGGGCGGAACGCGGCCUCCCGGCAAACCGCGCUCAAGCGCAGCCGUCGCGGUGUUUCGAGCCCGAAGCAGGUUGACGCGCACCACCGGACGACGGACGAGCAGCGGGGGGACCAGAACGUGCAGUUCAUGCUUAGCUUGUACCGGAGCGCGGCGGAACCGGACGGGAGGCCCAAACAGCACCGGAAGUUCGGCUCCAACACGGUACGCCUGCUCAGACCCUCGGCCUCCACGGUGCACUACCAACCUGCGUCCAGAGACCACCACUACACCUUCACGGUUCAGUACAACCUCGACACUCUCCCCUCCGAGCAGCUGAUCAGAGCCUCUUUCGUCCACCUCCGCUCUUCAUCCCCUCCCUCCUCAUCCUCCACCUCUUUUUCCAGCUCCGCCCAGGCCCCCGAGCCGCUCCGCUGCAGAGCCCAGAUCCCCUCGCUGGGCCCGGAGAGCCAGGUCACCCUGGAGCCCCACGAGCAGUGGACAGAGAUGGACAUCACGGCACACGUUACGGGACACGUCCUGCAAAGGAAGGAGCAGGACGUGGGCGGACACCUGACCCUCACCGCCCAGUACUGGUGCACAGAACCUCGGCUCGCCGGAGAGGAGGGCGGCCCCUGGUGGUGGUGGGGGUCUCGUCUUCGAGGACGACGGAGAGAGGAAGCUCACCUCGAAGUCCCGUCUCUGCUUCUGUACUUGGAGGAAGAGAGGGAAGGGAAGGACUGGAUGGCGGAGCUGUUGGGGGCUGAAGGGAGAAACAUCAUGAGACAAAUUGGGCGGUUGCACCCUUCAGUACGCCGCCGCCGUCGCUCCAAAGACUCCUCGUCUUCAGAGUCAAAAGAUCCUUUGCUGGACGCUCUGAGAAACGCCCCGACUUCCUCGUCUUCCUCUUUUUCCUCCUCCCCCUCGGCCUCCAUCGUCCCCGACAUACCUAACUACAAACGCAAAACCAGCGUGCCCAAGAACCGCUGCAAGCUCCACUCGUUCAGCCUCUCCUUCGACGAGCUCGGCUGGGGCCACUACUUCAUCGCCCCGCCGGUCUACAACCCCCGCUUCUGUCAAGGCGACUGCCCGCGGGUGCUUCACAGCGGCUACCACUCCCCCAACCACGCCAUCGUCCAGACGCUCAUCAACGACCUGGGCCUCGGGGACGUCCCCCCACCGUCCUGCGUGCCUUGCAAGUACAUGCCCAUGAGCGUGCUGGUGGUGCACAAGAAGAAGGUAGAGUACAAGGAGUUUGAGGACAUGGUGGCCGAGUCGUGCACGUGUCGCUAAAAAGCACUCGGGAGCAAAGAGGACUAAAAGCGGGAGGCGGACUUGACGGGUCAUUUGAUCUGAAGGCGGCGGUGGCGGCUAACCAUAACGAGCUGGAGGCUGGAAGCAGGAAGUCGUUGUGGUUGCAGAUCCUCACCAUCACUGUGAAAGCACUUUAAACCGGCAGCUGCUGGAUGUGAACUCUGGGCUGUGCCGACGGGAGCGAGUCCCAGACUUUACGAUUGAACUGAUAAUAAUUGUAAUGUGAUUCUGAGCUGGUUGCUCCGUUUCACACUCACUGUCGUGUUUGCACUUUGCCGCAGAUUUGUGUUGGAAGCAUUUUAAGACACUUGUGAGUAAUUUAACUAAACAGGUUUGAGUGGUCAUUUCACAAAUUCAACUUCUGCAGAAAUUCGACUUCACACUUUUUUAAGAAAACUUUAGGAUCAACCACAAAUCGUCUCAUGAAUCUUUCUUUUCUCUCUGUGUUAAUGUAUCAAUUAUUUUUUUUCUGUAUCUCUUUUAUAAAAAAAAAAAUUGAAAAAAAUACCUGGUCUGUUUCACAUCAGGGAGAUGUGGGAGAUGCUGAUUUCUCAACAUCCUCUCUGGAUGUUGAGAAAUCAGACAAGCGAGUAUUUUUAUUGGACGAGGGGUCGAGCGUGUUGGAUGUAACUGUAAAGAAUUUAUUGUGAUGUUACUUUUUUUGCUGUUAACAGUCUCUACUUUUGCAUUUUGUACGUAUUUAUAACGGGAGGGGGAUUUGGAAAGGAAACUUCUUGUAGAGAGAAACUAAAGAAAAAAAAAAAAAGGUCUGAUAACGAGGUGCAAUGUUAAAGAAAACUAAAGUAUUGUAAUGGAGACAAAUGCAAUUUUUAUUACGAAUGAAAAUUAUUAAUAAAAUGAAAUGCAUGUUUUCUAAGGUC